GCAUUUUGCAUGGGAUCAGCGGUUCGUCGCUCCGAGCACAGCUGCAUUGCCAUCUUAGACCGGUUCUCUGAUUAUCUGGUCUUCAUCGCCUACUUUUGUUGCUGCCCUCUCCCCCUCGCCCGCUAUCGCAGGCCCCGAUAUUGCAAUCUGCCUUGCAACAACUUCCACUUAACCUCUAGUGGACCAAAUUCCAAGUUCCAGCUUGCGAAGAGGAUCGGACAAAGCUCGAACCAGGCGAUCCUGCGCGGCAUGCACUGCGUGACGAGAGAGUAGGAAAGGCAGCUUGCUGCGAUGGACGAUCCCAGCCAGAUAUUCUCGCGACUCUCGGAGAUCGCGGGAUAUGAAUGGGACUCCGACGCAGAGGUAUUUCACUCUAGCUACGACAACUGGCAUUUCUCUGGUACACAAUUCUACUAUGAAGAUGAAGCUGCGUCAGCUGCCGCAGGUAAACCCGCGAAGUCGAGCCCUUCCCGCUCCGGCAUCUCGAACGACUCCCGCACGUCGAUGAAAUUUCACAAGUCGUCGAGCAGCGAAUCUCGAAUAUCUGGACCUCCAAGCCCCUUGGAAAGACGCUCCCGCAAAGUGAUUGCCCGAGUAUCGACGCAUAUUCUACGCCUGGAGCGAGAAUUCGCUCUAUCGAAACAUGUUGUCGCAAAGAGUGAUCCGGAGUAUAAUCACUUUGUUCGGCCGCUGGAGCUGAUCAGGCUACCUCCCCGGGCUGGGGGUGACACUCUGAUUGUAUCCAUAUUCGAAUCUCCCGGUCCAAACUACUUGCGAGAGAUGGUUGAAUACUGGCCAAAUGUGUACCAAACGACACUUGGCCCCGAAUCUGGUCCGAGUCUAUCUAAACAUGAAAAGAUGAGGAAAGAGAGGGUUCGGGUUUCUAUACCUAAUUUUUUACGAUUUGCAAUUGGAGCCGCCGAAUGUUGCGAGAUUCUCCACCACAGAAAUCGCAUUGUACAUGGUGAAAUUCGCGGAGAUGCAUUUCACUACAACCAACAGACGAAUGAGGUGAAGAUGCUGAAUCUAGGGUCCGGUGCAAGAUCAUUCGAAAGUGGUCUGACGUCUGCUGGUUGGUAUAUGUUAAGUCGUGAAUCAGGAAUCGAGCAUAAGCUACAGUUCAUUGCACCUGAACAGACAGGCAGGCUUCCGGCCGAACCAGAUAGCAGGACGGACAUUUAUUCGUUGGGAGUACUGUUCUGGAUGAUGCUAACAGCGGAACCAGCCUUCUCGGGCGAGAACCCCCUAGCCAUCAUGCAGAAUGUCCUCUCCCGCCGCAUUCCCCCAGUAUCUUCGAAACGGCAUGACAUACCUGAAAUCUUAUCUCAGGUCAUCGCAAAGAUGACGAACAAGAAUCCUGAAGACCGCUACAAUUCAGCUUCGGGAAUGAAGUACGACCUGGUCCAAAUACAAAAAUUCCUCAUCGAUGGUGACAGCGAGGGCUUGCAGAACUUUCAAAUUUGUACAAAGGACGUUUCUGCUUUCUUCAAUUUACCUAGCAUUCAAAUAGGGCGCGAAUCUGAGAAACAGCAGAUUAUAACCAUCAUCGAAGAUGUUGCUAAGCGGCAGGCACGAGUGGCACUGUUAUCUACAAGGAAAUUGUCGAAUAUGGGUCUAACUCUCUCUUCCACUUUAUCCGACAAGCAAGAGAUGCCAGCCUUGGAUGAGACCCUCUCGGAUAGCGCCAGCUCGAGAGGUUCUGAUAUGAAGAUUAACAAUGGGGUGCCAACACAUCCAGCGAAACGUUCCCAGGAGAGCGUCGCUGGAUCGGAGCCAUCAUCAACUGAAGAAUCUGCUUUGCCAAAUCGAACACGGGCGCUUAACGUUGAAUCGAAAUCAAACUCUAUUCUUGAUCAGCGGGUUAACCCCGGUAUUGCCUCAAAUCAGAAUUCUAGCACUCUGGAUAGCUCCACCAAGCUUGUCAAAGGAGCGACCCGCACAAGGAGAAAAGGACACUGUGAAGUCAUCUCAAUAUCUGGGGCAGCUGGUCUAGGUAAAUCAUGUUUGAUUCAAAGCAUCCAGUUAGCCGCUCGACAGCACGGCUACUUUGCCUCAGCAAAAUUUGACCAAGCAAGAAAAUCGCCGUACGAGCCUGUACUUCGGCUUAUGUCGUCACUUUUUCGACAGAUCUUCUCCGAGAACGAUGUUUCGACACCGUUUCACCAAUUGAUUCGAAGGCAGGUAAUGCCAAUAUGGCAUUUUCUUCACACCUGGCUAGAUCUUCCGGACUGGCUUCUAAACUCAGCAACUGGAACAGCUGGAUCAAACUCGAUUUCUGCAUCUGCUCCCAGAAGAUCGCCUGAGGCACGACGGGCAUCCUCUCCUUCACUUCUUGGUCCGACUGGACAUACGAACCUCAGUUCCAACGCAUCUGCUGUUGAGUGGCUUCGCACAGGUGGCACGGCCAAGUCUUCUCGAUUCAGCAACAUCUUCAUCAGUGUCCUAAGAGUACUUGCUUCGGAGAAAUUUAUCUGCUUUUCCAUCGAGGACCUCCAAUUUGCCGACUACGAGUCGCUUUCUCUGAUACAAAGAAUGGUUGAGGGCAAUGUUCCGAUCCUGAUGAUCGCAACGUAUCGGGAAAUGGCUACACUGCCAAAGAAUGUGAAGACACUUUUAGCGAACUCUAUGAACAUCACACUCAAGCCAUUUACCGAAGCGGAAACGGCACAGUACGUUUCUAAAACCCUACAUCGUUCUUGGGAGGAUAUGAUUCCUCUAGUGGCGGUGAUUCAAGAGAAGACGGCCGGUAACCCGUUCUUUAUACGUGAGGUCCUCGAAACAUGUUACAGGACAAACGGUAUUUUUUACUCAUGGAAGACGUCCUCUUGGGAAUAUGAUCUAGACAAGAUUUUCGACGAGCUGCAGUCGCAAUCAUACGGAUCGCAGAUAAACAAUGACUUUGUGAACAGGCGACUCCACAACCUUCCCGAUCCUGCGAAAUGUCUUCUGGCUUGGGCGGCUUUGCUGGGCAGUUCAUUCUCUUUCUCACUAGUGAAGCGGCUUCUGUCGGGUGAAAACUCUUGGCCAAAGGCGAAGAACAUGCCCACAAUAGGUUUGUGCGACCCGGUCGAAGGCCUUCAGAGUGCUUUAGGUGCUUUUCUAAUUAUGCCAACCGAUAAUGAGGAUCGGUUUCGCUUCAGCCACGAUCGAUACAUGCAAGCUUCGUCGAGCUUAGUGGAAUCCUAUAACAAAACGGAAAUGCACUAUGCGAUCGCGAAAACGAUGAUUGACUAUGACUAUAAAGAUAAUGCAAACACGAGCGCUAAGUGGAUUCAUGUCAAGGCAUCCCAUAUCUGCGCCUGUACUGACUUGCUCCGUGAACGAGAAGCAUACCGUGCACCAUAUCGCUCUCUGCUUUUCCGCGCUGCAGAAAGCGCUGCAGAUUCGGGAGCUAGAGAUACAGCUCUCCGUUACUGGGAUAGCUGUACAAGAUUACUUCAGGACUCACCUUGGGACAGUGAUCAGCCUGAUGUCGAUUUUCAAGAAACCUUAAGCCUGCACACACGAUAUGCGGAAUUGCUUUGGUACCAACGCGACUUCAAAAAAGCGACGGAAGUUUUGGACAAAAUAUUUACCAACGUUUCAAGUCCUGUGGACCUGUCUCCUGCGUUGAUGAUCAGCUCGCGUGUUUAUGCUGUACAAGGCAAUAGUGUUGAAGCUUUUUCAACAUUAAAAGCAGGUCUACAGCAGCUCGGUCUCACGCUGCCAAAAAUAAGCUAUGCUGAGGCAGAUGAAAACUUCUACAGAAUUGUGAAGAUGCUCGAAGACAUAGCUGAGGACGAGUUGAUAGGUCGCCCUGCCCAGAUCGAUACCUUCCUCGACGCUAUUGGGCCCUUGCUCGUGGAGCUGGCGAGUGCAGCGUUCUGGACAGACUCGUUGCUGUUCUACCAAGUCACUAUGGUCAUGAUUGAAGUCCAUAUUCGACGAGGCGAGUAUCGACAGUGUGCUAUGGGUUAUCUACACUUUGCUAGCAUAGCGGCUGGACGUUUUGGAAUGGUCGAACUUGGUUGCAGGAUCUCAGAUCUGUCGGCUAGAAUGUCCCAAAAGUAUCAUGACGACUCAUACACCGUCGGACGCAGUGAAACACUGAGGGCAUUUUUCAUGGGCCAUUUGCAAACACGAAUAACAGACCAGCUCGUUGUUCUAGACGCUGCCCAAGACUCAUCAAUCAUUGCCGGAGACCGUAUUUUACAACUUUUGAACCUUGGAAUCUCAGCCGCAUAUAAAUUUUGGUCUGGCUCGGAUCUGCCAGAGGUUGAAGCGUAUUGUCAUGAUGCGCCAAUUGAGCUUACAGCAUGGGAGAAGGACCUCAGAGGAGGAGUUUUUAUUAUUGGUGUUCGACAAUACGUUCGCGCUCUACAGGGAAAGACACAGCUUAAGCUUUCUGCCACGCUGUUUGAUGACGAACACUUCAACCUUACAGAAUAUCUUAACUAUAUCAAGGCCACAGCAUCUAGCGCCGAGCGGCCCAUCUCCAUAAUUUGGAGUUAUUAUCUCGCCGGUCUCUUCCGCUUCGGACACUUUCUCGAUGCGAUAGAGAUAGGAGAGCAACUUAUUGAAAUGUCCAAAGGCUUGUUUUGCUCUCGGUAUGCAUACAGCAACUUGGUGUAUCUUGCUCUGGCAUACUGUCAUGUGCUGCACGAAACACCUAAGCAUGAGAACCGAAACACGUGGUUGGAACGCAUCGAGAAAUUUCGAAAGACCAUCAAAAAUGCUGCAGCUGUUAAUGAUGUCAACUUUAAAACCUGGCUCUGUUUAUUGGAUGCAGAAGUAGCAGAAAUCAAUAACGAUCAUGCUGCAGCGGUCAAUGCGUACGAGGCUGCAUUAGAUCAUAGCGAAUUGUAUGGUUCGUCUCUUGAUCAAGCACUCGCCUAUGAGCUUUAUGCCGACACUAUCAUUCGAAAAGGCGCCACACGUCCCGCAACACAGCUGCUGCGUGAAUGUCUAUCGGCGUACCGACGUGUAGGUGCGUACGGCAAGACGAAACAAUUAUCCGACAAAUUCGAGUGGCUUUUAAACGGCAUGAGGAGCCUGAGUACUGCAGAAUGCGCUGUACAAACCACAAUUGUUGACACAGGCAACACGUCUUACAAGCUUGAGCAGAAUGAGGAGCGUACGACACAAGAAUUGGGCAUUGAGACGCCUGCUGACCGCACUCGAAAAUUCCUUCAGCAGCCGGAUCCGCUUCAAAACAAUUCUACUCCCUCCGGCGAGUUUUCGGCAAUGGGGCUCGACAUGAUUGACCUGGCGAGCAUACUGGAAUCAAGCCAGCUGCUCUCUUCUGAACUCCGCGUGGACAAAUUGCUUCCAAAAAUGGCAGAGAUCAUGAUCGAAUCGACCGGUGCAGAGUUGUCUGCGAUAGUCAUUAAAGCAGACAGUGGCGAUGGCUGGAAUCUUGCCGCAUUAGGAACACCCGAGGGUGUGACCUCAUAUCCGGAGGGACAGUCGUAUGAGACAGUUGCAGCACAGGAGACUCGGCAGAUCACCACCUACGUGCUACGAUUCAGAGAAGGGGUGUUCUUGCACAACAUCUUGGAGGAUGAACGCUUCUCUGGCGCCUCACCCGAGUUCCUCAAAAAUCACCCUGAUGGUCGAAGUGUGAUCGCUGUGCCCAUCUUGCAUGGUGGUGACAAAUUGCUGGGCUCCAUUUACAUAGAAGGGCCGCCAAAUAGCUUCACCGAACGAAAUGUGACGGUUCUUCGCCUACUUGUGAACCAGAUUUCGAUCUCGUUGGCGAAUGCUUUUUACCUCAAAAAGAUUGAAAAGGUCAGCUCAGAAAAUGCAGCUAUGGUUGUCAUGCAGAAGGCGCACAUGGAAAAGAUGGCGCGUUCGGAGCAACGGGCAAAAGAAGCUGAAGCCAUUGCUAUCAAAAACAUGCAACUGAAGGAAGAGGCUGCCAAGGCCAAGUCCAUGUUUUUGGCCAAUGUCUCACAUGAACUACGGACUCCUCUGAACGGGUGCAUUGGCAUGAGUGAGCUGCUCAAAGCCACAAAGCUCACGGCGGAACAAGAAGGAUAUGCAGACAGUAUACGGACGUGCGCUGAUACCCUGCUCUCCGUCAUCAACGACUUGCUUGACUUCACCAAACUGGAAGCGGGAAAGAUGAACAUUUCUGCAGUGCCAAUGAAUCUCGGAGACACAAUCCGUGAAGUUGUCCGCGCAUUGUCUUUCCAAAACAAUCAGAAAGGCUUGCGAACAGUAGUAGACCUUGAUAGCCUUGACCCUCACCAGCUCGUCCUUGGUGAUCCUCUCCGUCUUCAUCAGAUAUUUCUCAAUUUGCUCGGCAAUGCGUACAAGUUCACUUCCGAGGGCUCAGUCACGGUGAAAGCUCACAAGAAGGAGGAUACCCCAGAAUACUUGGAUGUGGUGUUGAGUGUGCAAGAUACGGGCAUCGGUAUCCCGGAGGAGCAGCGAGUGAAGCUUUUUCAACCGUUUAGCCAAGUCGAAGGGUCUGCUUCCCGCACAUUUGGUGGCACUGGCUUGGGCUUGAGCAUAUGUAAAGCUUUGAUCGAAAGGAUGAAUGGUGAAGUCUGGCUCGAGUCAACCCCUGGAGUCGGCACAAAUGUGUCCUUUCGCAUUCGGUUCACGAAGAUCUCGCAUGCGGAGGCGGAACAAAUAUUUGACGAGUCUAGACAGGAGGAGAUGCGCCUGCAUUUCAAAUCACCGCCCGUGGGCCAAAACGGCCCACAGUCACUCGUGGCCGUCAUCGACUUGAGCCAGAUACCGCGUGACCAGAUCAAAAUCGCCAUUGCAGAGGACAAUGCCAUAAAUCAGAAAAUAGCGAUAAAUUUCGUCGAGCGGCUGGGCUUUCGAUGUCAGGCCUUUGGCAAUGGUAGAGAAGCGGUUGAUGCGCUCGAGAGGGCGAGUAAGGAUGGCAAACCUUACCACUUGGUGCUUAUGGACGUGCAGAUGCCUGUUCUUGAUGGCUAUGACGCGACUCGGGAGAUACGGAAGCAUCGUGAUCCCGCCGUCAGGAACGUGCUUGUCAUCGCUAUGACAGCAUCUGCGAUACAAGGUGACAGGGAGAGAUGUCUUGAGGCGGGCAUGAACAACUACCUCGCCAAGCCUGUUCGCGUCCACACGCUCAAGACUCUACUCGAAACAUACUUGUCUCAGCCACCGAAGUCCAUUCCCAACCUUCAAGAAGAGGCGACCAAGAUGGCGAAAGACGUGCUCGAGAAGGCAGGAGCGCUCUGCACUGAGGAGGAAGAGGUCGACGAGUCAAGCACACCUACAUCAGCAGGACGCUCACCAAACUCCAAGGUCGGAGUUUAGAACAUCACACAAGGACAGGAGCAACGUGGACAGCAACAUCACCGCCGUGGCUCCGGGCAAGAGGUGAUGCCCAACGCGGCGGCGGUUUUGGACUUGGAAUGACGUACUUUUGACUUUUAUUGAAGGCUUCGCUUUGCAUCCUGUGAAGGCCAAGGUUUUGUUCUCCAUUUAAUUUUGAUACCCACCGCACGCAGGCAGAGGGCGGUCAAGAACGUGCUGGGAUAUACAUGCAUGUGUACAUAUUGUGUGUCAUCUACGUGGGACUAUCAUGACUUUGAUGUUGGAAACUCACGCAGGCAUUUUAACGCGGCGUUGGGACACUGGAACUUUCGCAAGCUAGGAAGCAGACCCGUAUCUUCCGACACGUGUUGCUCAAGGCGAAUAUGGCGCGAGAAAGGUUCUCACCAGUCGUGCUGUCUGUGCGGGUAGACAUGGGUGAAAUGUUGUGCGUGCGACCUCUUUUUUUUUUUGUUUCGUUUCCAGAAGCUCGAGAUUAUGCAUUACCAAGGG
Molecule: messenger RNA, 7785 nt
Organism: Verruconis gallopava
Lineage: Eukaryota; Fungi; Ascomycota; Dothideomycetes; Venturiales; Sympoventuriaceae
Exons: 5
Coding region: 292-7275 (2327 amino acids)
Biological process (GO): phosphorelay signal transduction system; protein phosphorylation
Molecular function (GO): phosphorelay sensor kinase activity; ATP binding; protein binding
Source: RefSeq, a predicted model, not a curated record